AUUCCCGCACAAGCUUUUACUGCGCAACACUUAUCGAUAGCUCGCGUUUUUAUGUGAAUGUCAGGGCUGCAGUAAAUAAUUGCCUAAAUUAAACCAUUUACAGUUAAUUAAAGCAGCUUAAUUAAUUUUCAUUAGACCUGUGUGGUACUAACAAUCAGUAAAAUGAAUAUUGCACGCCAAGCGCUUACACGCAGCGUCUUAAAGUCGCAAUUUAACACGAAAUGGUGCCAUUUUGUUAGGGCUACCACAGUGACAGCUGUCAACUUUUCUUCGCCGGCCGCCAUUAAAAUUGCAACCAAUUACGUGCAGCCGAUUCGCAAUAUAGCAACAACUGUUUGUAAAUUUUCUAAAGACUCCGCUGCUUGCAAAAUGGAGGAACAUUGCGUUGUACCCGAUGUUAUUGCCAAGGCACCCCAAGGCAACAUUUCUGUGGAUUAUGAUUGUGGCAUUUCUGUUAAGCCCGGCAUGGUAUUAACGCCAACCCAAGUGAAAGAUCAGCCAUGCGUCAAAUGGGAAGCUGAUGACGGCAAGUUCUACACGCUCGUCAUGACCGAUCCGGACGCACCCAGUCGCAAGGAUCCCAAAUUCCGUGAAUGGCAUCACUGGCUGGUAGGAAACAUACCCGGCAACCAAGUUGCCAAGGGCGAUGUGCUCUCAGCUUAUAUUGGCUCUGGACCUCCACCAGAGACUGGCCUGCAUCGCUAUGUGUUUUUGGUUUACGAGCAGAAGUGCAAGCUUACCUUUGAUGAGAAGCCCCUGCCCGACAACAGCGGCGAUGGUCGUGGUGGCUUUAAAAUUGCCAAGUUUGCUGAGAAAUACUUAUGUUUCUGGUUAUUCUCUAUGUUUCUAGUAAUUUUUAUCAUAUUGCGGUAA
Messenger RNA from Drosophila busckii, 873 nucleotides. Its product is annotated as phosphatidylethanolamine-binding protein homolog F40A3.3. The coding region runs from base 163 to 873 and encodes 236 amino acids. Lineage: Eukaryota; Metazoa; Arthropoda; Insecta; Diptera; Drosophilidae. The record is from RefSeq and is a predicted model, not a curated record. The transcript has a single exon.